Messenger RNA from Botrytis cinerea B05.10, 1107 nucleotides. RefSeq lists its product as hypothetical. The record is from RefSeq and is a predicted model, not a curated record. The transcript has 2 exons. Bases 127 to 663 code for a protein of 178 amino acids. NCBI's taxonomy places the organism in Eukaryota, Fungi, Ascomycota, Leotiomycetes, Helotiales, Sclerotiniaceae.
GCAUGAUUCUAGCGUCUGGUUAAUAAAGGUUUGACAUUAUCAUACAUAUAUAAAGGAAGUAUCAUUGAAAGAUGUAAACUCGUGAUCCGAUUCUUCUUUCCUACAAUUAAUCUUCUAAAAUCCAAAAUGCAUGCCCAAUACACCCCAUAUCUUUUUACCCUCCCCUUUUUCGCCUCCUAUUCGUCGCCUGUUCACGCAGUCCCAACAAAUUUCAACAUCACCGCCAUCACCGCCUCCAACAACAUCACUAUCUUCCAAUGCUGGCAACUUACCGAUCCCAUAAUCUAUAAAGAGCAGCCUGGUUAUGGUAGCGAGAUGAUCUAUCAGAAUCUGGGCGCGAUGGCAAAUGCAACUUUUGGAUAUCUGCCUGCUAAUUUCCCCGGCGCGGCUCAUGUAGCGCCUGCUUCACAAUAUGUGGUUUUCCUGUCGGGAGAAAUGGUCGUCACCAUACCCGAAACGAACCAAACGGCAAGCUUUAAAGCAGGCGCAAAUGGUAUUAUUAUAGAUGCAGAUACCCAAGAUGUAAGUGCGAAUGGACAUGUGACGGCGUCGUUGGAUGAACCGGUUGCGACGCUGCAGAUACCGUUUUUGGGGGGUGUGGCGCCAGGGUAUACGGUUUUGCAUGAGGGGGUUUGUGGGGAGGAGGAGUUGCAGUUCACGUGAAGAAGGGGGAAGACGGGCGAUGGUUUAUGCGGUUAUGGGGGGUUAGGAGGAGGCUUGAUUCGAGACGAUACAUAUCCUGUAUUGAAACUCUCUUGGUAUUAUCAUGGGGAUGAGUGAUAUAGCUUCGUUGGAAUAUCUUCUUAUGUUUUCUAAAUGGGAAGCGUAGGAGUUCCAGUUGCUGGACGGCUUCAUCUCGAAAAUCUGAUGAUCUAACCCCACCUUCUCUCCUUUUAACAGCGUGGCCCCUCUCAAUAUCUGAUGUGUUGCCUCUCAAUAUCCAACAACGUGUCGGAUAUUGAUCCCCUAUUACGCUGCGUGUUAGCGAGAAAGACCCGCUAUCUCUAUGUUUCUUGAUCAGACACCCUACUAUUACUUUCGAAGGUUUUACUGUUGUAAUGCUUUUGUUUUUGAUGCUCAUAGAAUCAUAGUAGCCAAGAAUGAUUA